AUGAAAAUUUGCCUUUUAUUAGCUUUAACAAGUUUAACGGCUCCAUUGGUUGGAGCAGUGACCAUUUCAAAAGAUACAGAGCUUCCAAGUUCAGGAAGUUAUUCAGAUUCCUAUAAUAUCAAUGAAGAUGCAACAUUGGCAAUAGCAGAUGGCACAACUGUUACUGGUGGAACUAGUGCAAGUUUAAGCAGUAAUUUAGAUGUUGACGGUAACUUAUGUAUUGGUGCAGAAAGUGUUACGGUCACUUCAUCAACUAUAACAAAUAAUGGUAAUCUUGUCAUUUACAACGGUGAUUCAAUGACUGACGGUGGUACCAAUUUUGCUGUCCAGAGUUUAACAAAUAAUGGUUAUUUAGCUAUUCAAAAUGGUUUACUAAGUGUGGGUGGAACUACAACUGCAGAAAAGUUUUCCUUCUCUAAUUCAUUCCUAAAUACAGGUAUUAUGAAGUUCACGUCAUACCUUGUUGAUACUUCAUUGUCAGCUGGCAGUGGAUUAGUAAAUGAGGGUACCAUCAUGUUUGAUGGUGGUAAUGUCACGUUUAAUUCGCCUAUGACAGGAGGGGGGUGUCUGGCCUUUUCAGGAAUAUCGCUUUUUUGGGUUGAUCUGAGCUCCCAAACUUUGGAUCAGACAUUAUACAUUACUCCUAGCGCCCAACAAGUUAUCAUUUUUGUAGGGGGUACAAAAAUGAUAACAGUAAGGGGUCUUACUAUGGGUAAUGCUAUAUAUUUUCUUGAUCCUGGCCAAGCUUCUGUUAGCUUGUCAUAUAAUACAACUACAGGAAUUGCAACAGUCAACUCGACUUAUUCUACCGGUACAAGCGUUAUAAGAAAGGCAGAUAUAGGUUUGGGUUUCGAUGAAAGUUUAUUUUCUGUACAAAGUCAGCUUUCGACUCCUGGUGGAUGGGCAACUCAGCUGUUUUAUACCGGCACAUCACCAACUGAUGCGCCCUCAAAUUGUGAUAUAACUACAGGGUUGGCCUUCGAUACUUGCAUAAAUGACCUAAAGUUCCCAUCUUCUAGCUCAAUUAUGCCUUCUUCUUCUUCGUCUUCUGUCGUUCCCCCUCAUCCUCAACAUCAUCACGUUUAUCCUCAUCGUUUUUACAUCCUUCUGCUACUAAGGAAACAACCGAAAGCAAUAGUAAUUGUGUUGUAA
Molecule: messenger RNA, 1152 nt
Organism: Naumovozyma dairenensis CBS 421
Lineage: Eukaryota; Fungi; Ascomycota; Saccharomycetes; Saccharomycetales; Saccharomycetaceae
Exons: 1
Coding region: 1-1152 (383 amino acids)
Source: RefSeq, a predicted model, not a curated record